Pipistrellus nathusii (Nathusius's pipistrelle) is the source of this 1347-nucleotide messenger RNA. NCBI's taxonomy places the organism in Eukaryota, Metazoa, Chordata, Mammalia, Chiroptera, Vespertilionidae. The record is from the annotation of a GenBank genome assembly.
AUGCACGGAGGAGCCCUCCUGGCUGCCUCCUGGCUGCCUCCUGGCUGGGAGAUGCUUUGCCAGACUCAGCCCCAGUUUCCACAACUCGGAAAAAGGAAUACUGCUCCGAGUAAGGACAUGCCAGGAGUUGGACCACAGCACCUUCCCUUCCUCCCAGCCCUGCCUCCUGAACGGCGGAGCUCAACAGGACUUUGUUAUUUUGCCUUUUACUCUGAGGGGAGAGAAGCAGAGGAUGAGGAGAAAAUAAUGAAUGUCAAAGGAAAAGUGAUUCUGUCGAUGCUGGUUGCCUCAACUGUAAUUGUUGUGUUUUGGGAAUAUAUCAACAGCCCAGAAGGCUCUUUCUUGUGGAUCUAUCACUCAAAAAACCCAGAACUUGGUGACAACGGCAGUCAGAAGGGCUGGUGGUUUCCGAACUGGUUUGAAAAUGGGACCCACAAUUCCCAAGAGGAAGAAGACAUAGAAAGAGGAAAGGAAGACAACAAAGAGCUUCAGCUAUCCGACUGGUUCAAUCCAGAGAAACGGCCAAAGGUGGUGACAGUGACUAGUUGGAAGGCACCUAUAGUGUGGGAAGGCACUUACAACAGAGCCAUCUUAGAAAAUUACUAUGGCAAACAGAAGAUUACCGUGGGAUUGACGGUUUUUGCUAUUGGAAGAUACAUUGAGCAUUACUUGGAGGAAUUCUUAACAUCUGCUAAUAAAUACUUCAUGGUUGGCCACAAAGUCAUAUUUUACAUCAUGAUGGAUGAUGUCUCCAGGUUGCCUUUGAUAGAGCUGGGUCCUUUGCGUUCCUUCAAAGUGUUUGAGGUCAAGCCUGAGAAGAGGUGGCAGGACAUCAGCAUGAUGCGCAUGAAGACCAUUGGGGAGCACAUUAUGAACCACAUCCAAUACGAAGUCGAUUUCCUCUUCUGCAUGGAUGUGGACCAGGUCUUCCAAGAUAACUUUGGUGUGGAGACCCUUGGCCAGUCAGUGGCUCAGCUACAAGCCUGGUGGUACAAAGCAGAUCCUUUUGAGUUUACUUAUGAGAGGAGGAAGGAGUCUGCAGCAUAUAUUCCAUACGGCGAGGGAGAUUUUUAUUAUCAUGCAGCCAUUUUUGGAGGCACACCCAUUCAGGUCCUAAACAUCACCCAAGAGUGUUUCAAGGGAAUCCUCCAGGACAAGAAAAAUGACAUAGAGGCUGAGUGGCAUGAUGAAAGCCACCUAAACAAGUAUUUCCUUCUCAACAAGCCCACUAAAAUUUUAUCUCCAGAAUAUUGCUGGGAUUAUCAGAUAGGCCUGCCUGCAGAUAUUAAGUCUGUCAAGGUAUCUUGGCAGACUAAAGAAUAUAAUUUGGUUAGAACUAAUAUCUGA